Molecule: messenger RNA, 5797 nt
Organism: Anopheles stephensi (Asian malaria mosquito)
Lineage: Eukaryota; Metazoa; Arthropoda; Insecta; Diptera; Culicidae
Exons: 7
Coding region: 1319-3187 (622 amino acids)
Biological process (GO): regulation of transcription by RNA polymerase II; sex differentiation
Cellular component (GO): nucleus
Molecular function (GO): RNA polymerase II cis-regulatory region sequence-specific DNA binding; DNA-binding transcription factor activity, RNA polymerase II-specific
Source: RefSeq, a predicted model, not a curated record
GUGUCGUCGAUGCACUUGGCGAACUGCAGUUUGUUCCGCAGCAUCGUUCCCAUCGCAUCGCGCAGAGCCUUGCAAUCGGAACACACGGUUGUGUGUUCAUCUACUGACUGAGUCGUCCGGCCGUCCUGUCGUUUGGCUCGCCGAAAGGCGCAACUUGUGUGACUUGUGCGACCAUACAGUGCUGUGUCGGGUCGUCAGGAGAACCAUCCCAAAAAAAGCGUCGUCGAGCCCCUGGCCGUUUACUGCGAGAAGGCACCGUUUAGUACGUGCCGCCGUAUCCAUUUUCCCAACAGAGUGUGCCGCUGACGUGAUCGAGAGUUUAGUCGUUUGAAUGAUAUACACAGUACUUGGGCAAUCGCUGAGUGAUGAAGAAACGGUUACCUUUAGUGGGCAGUGUUUGACGCGUGUGUUUAUUGAUUGCAAAAAUUCAAAAAAUAAUAAUCAAAACGCCGUUUCUAUCAUUACCGUAUGAUCACCUGUAACGGCGCAUCCACGAUUCUACAACCAACCCUUCCCGGUAGUCCGAGAACGAUCGUACCCGGGUGAAAAACACAUUGCACUUCUGAGAGCAGGCGAUCGCGCACCCCGUAAUAAAGUGAAGCAAACUGUUAAACCGUUGCCACCAACCGGGACGGUACGCUUUUGCCGUCGUCUUGUACGACAAUUUCUCGAAGGGACAAUGCCACACACCGCAGCGAACGAUGCGCGUGAGCACGGUGCAGUAGCUACGGCAGGUUUGUACAAGGAGUAAAGAAAGCUUCCAAAUACUAAGUGUAGUGGACAGCGGGUGCAAAACAAAGUCAAGCAAAAGAUCAACGUAAACGGAAGUAAACGGACAGUGUAGGGUGUAAGGGACAGGGUAGAGAGUUUGGACAAAAGAUGAAGCAGGGAAAGCAAUAGCAAGGAAGAAGGAAAAGAAGCGAAAUUGAGUGAAACACGAAGCAGGAAGCAGCUGAAGAAGAAGUAGCAGGCGCAAAGUAAGAGACACUUUGGUGAUCGCGACCAAGUGGGCCAUCAAUAGAGUUGCACUUCUGCUUCGCGAUUGAGCCCCAAUUCCGUUCCGAGAUUCGUUAACGGUAGCCGCCGAUGCAUCCAUAAGUAUUGUGGCAAAAUAGAAAUCGAGCGCCGGCACGCUUUAGUGCAUCUCUUAGAGUUGCAAGAAGGUGAAAAGAGCUAAGGAUUAGAAGGGAGAAAGUAGGAGACUAGGAGGAAGAGAGAGAGAGAGAGAGAGAGAGAGAGAGAGAGAGAGGGGUAUUCGCAUCCUCUGCGACAUCGCGGGAAGUAGCGCCGUAGUACACGCGACGAGCGCGAGUUUAGAAUGGUGUCACAGGAUCGUUGGGCGGAAGCAAUGUCCGACUCCGGGUACGAUUCGCGCACGGACGGCAACGGUGCGUCCAGCUCGUGCAACAACUCGCUCAACCCGCGGACACCGCCGAACUGCGCCCGUUGCCGCAACCACGGUCUGAAGAUUGGGCUGAAGGGUCACAAGCGUUACUGCAAGUAUCGCACCUGCCACUGCGAGAAAUGUUGCCUGACCGCCGAGCGACAGCGCGUGAUGGCGCUGCAGACGGCGCUGCGGCGCGCUCAGACCCAGGACGAGCAGCGGGCGCUGAACGAGGGCGAGGUGCCACCCGAGCCGGUAGCUAACAUUCACAUACCAAAGCUGUCAGAGCUGAAAGACCUGAAGCAUAAUAUGAUUCAUAAUUCUCAGACGAGAUCGUUUGAUUGCGACUCCUCCACCGGAUCGAUGGCGUCCGCACCGGGGACCUCCAGCGUGCCCCUGACGAUACACCGACGGUCGCCGGGAGUGCCGCACCAUGUCGCCGAGCCGCAGCAUCUCGGAGCUACUCAUUCGUGUGUUUCACCAGAACCUGUAAAUCUUCUACCUGACGAUGAGCUAGUGAAGCGGGCCCAAUGGCUGUUGGAGAAGCUCGGUUACCCGUGGGAGAUGAUGCCCCUGAUGUACGUCAUACUGAAGAGCGCCGAUGGCGAUGUACAAAAAGCACACCAGCGGAUCGACGAAGGUAAACGAACGAUCAAGACGUACGAAGCGCUGGUCAAGUCUUCGCUGGACCCAAACAGCGACCGGCUGACGGAGGACGACGAGGACGAAAACAUAUCUGUGACCCGCACCAACUCCACCAUCCGUUCGCGGUCCAGCUCGUUGUCGCGGUCGCGAUCCUGCUCGCGGCAGGCCGAAACACCGCGCGCCGACGAUCGGGCCCUGAACCUUGACACCAAAUCGAAACCCUCCACCAGCAGUAGCAGUGGAACCGGCUGUGAUCGAGACGAUGGCGACUGUAUCACGUUCGAUGACAGUGCGUCCGUGGUAAGGGCGACUCACGCGUCGCGGUCGGCCACGCGAAUGAGCAGAGGCCGUUCCCGCAGCCAAACGAAACGAUACUCCCAGACGGUGGAGAGUACCAACGCACCGAGUCGAUCGCCCGGGCCCGACGAGGAACCCUCCGUGUACAAGAGUCUCGCGGAGGCGGCGAGCAAAAUGGCGCGCUCGUUCAUUCCUGCCCGGGAGCCGGAAGAUUUGCACACCACCACGCACAAAUCGCCGGAACGGGAAGACAACCCGAGCCAACCGUACGAAGCGUACCUGGAGUCGGUACGGCGGAGUAAAAAGUCCUUCCCGCACAAGGACGCGGAGGGUGUGACGGAGUCGGCCGAGGACUGUUACGACAAGGAGAAGGAACACCGCAUACCGUACUCGUUGCCCAAGAGCACGUUCGAUCGGCUGGACCUGCUGAAGAAACCGAACGGGCUGCCGUUCCCGAUGUACAAGUACAACGAGCUCGAGGCGAACAACUUCCCGUUACCACUGCUGUUGCCCGGGCUGGAAGCGGUCAAUCGGACGCUUUACACGGCCCACUUCCCGACCCAUCUUCUACCGUCCAGCUUGUAUCCGCCCGUCAGUAGCGAGUCCACGACCGCACCAAUAUUCCACACCCACUUUCUAGGCUAUCAGCCUCAGAUGCAGUUGCCCCACGUCGAACCCUUCUAUCGGAAGGAGCAGCAGCAGCAGCAACUGCAACAGACAUUGGCCGAACCAAAGGAACAGACGACUUCGUCUUCGCCCAGCAACAAUCGCUUAACGCCACCCAAGGGUACAUUUUUCUACGCGAGUGCGGUGGAAAAUUCGCUCACUGCUCAUCAGGCUUCAAUUGCUACCAUCCACUAGAUUGCGCCGACAUUCGUUCCGAGAUGAUGGUGCAAGAGUGCAGCUUCCGGCCGUUCGGAAAGAUCGAACGAUGGGAGCUACCGGCCAACAGCAAAUCAUUCGAAAGCCGUUAGAUGCUACCCCUAGUCUUGGCUGUUACUGUGAGCUUCGCGGGUCACUAGUUCCGUUCCUUAGUUGCAUGGCAGCGACAUGAGCCACCAAUCCAACUCCAAUUCUUCCCAACAUCACCGACCCAGACCAGACGCCAGUCACGUGGAUGAGCCGUCUACUAGCAAGCAGAACUCUGUAAGUUUGGUUUAAUUUUACUUACAAAAUCUAAUCUUUACCGUGAUCGUCGUGUUAAAGAUAAGCUAAAACUCCGGGAAAGGACUCGGGACUCCGCGGAUUCUGACAAAAAAAAAAAACGAAGAACAAAAGCAGAACAUUAGUAUAUUGAUAUUUGUUUGUGUGUUUUCGAUCGUGCAACGAAGGUCUACACUGUGAUACAAAAUGUUGUGUACAGGAUAAAUAAUAGAAGUUUUGUUUGAAAGCUAAACAGCGAACAAAAAGAAAAUCGCAAGAGUUGUAGAAACAAGGAAGAGAAGGUUUCGUUUAAUGGUGCAUCACGUGUACACUUGCCUCAUGCAAAAGGAGAGAGAGAGAGCGAGUUAGAAUUAUUGUUGCUGUCUAAGAGAUACAAAAAGGCGAUAAAACUGUAACAAAUACUAAAACAAAACAAAAACAAAUGGAAGUGAAAAUAUGUAAGCUAAAACCAAACCAACCCUUUUUCGCGUUAUUUCGAUUUUUAGUUUGUAAAAGUGUUUCGUCUUUGGCGCCAAUUUCCCACCAAAUUUUAAGAAUACGCGGGCGGAAGCCAUCUGCAGCAACACUAACAGUAUGUGGUAGUAGCAAAAGUAUUGUUUUCGAUAGCCAUUCGACACAUUCGUGUUGUGUUGUGAAACAAAAAUCUCACUAAAAUGAAACUCAUCAUCGGCACAAAAUUAAGAGAAAGAUAGGGAGGGAGGGACAGAGAGAGGUAAUCUUGAGCACCACCGCACCCAAGGUGGAAAUUUUAAGGGAACGAACAAAAAAAAACAUUCAAUCCGUUACUCGUUACUUUCUCCUGUUUAUUUUUUGCUGAUAGCGAAUAGGAAACGAUUCAAUUCAUCUCCCAUGGAAGAUGAAUCAGCGUUGGUCUACACGACAGGGCAACAUUAGUCUGUUCGUUGUGCGAAAAGAAAAACAUAAGAAAAAAAAACAGCAGAAUAAAAACAAUGGCUAGUAAAGAAUCGAAUUGUGAUACACGUGCGCAUAGUGGGCGCCUACAUACGCAGCAUACUGUUCUAUGUGUUAGCCUUAAUAGUUUUGUGUCGGGUAAAGGGAGGACCCGGAAAAAAGGCUGGUGUAACUGUCGCACGGUUUUCUAUUAUAGUUCUUGGUUGUGCUGAAGUGGACACUCACACACACCCAAACUCACACACACACACAGUGCUGCACACGAUCGUACAAGUUUUGUUUUAAGGGAGGUUUUUACUGUGCUAAGUUCGAUUGGUUAGAGAGCUUGUUCUUUGCUUUGUGCUAAGUUUUAGGCGUAGGAAUAUGUGUUUAUCGUUAUCGUUUCAUCCGCGAGAUCGAGAGAGAGAGAGAGGGGAGAGAGAGAGAGCAAGAGAGAAGGGCAUCCCUAUCAGAAGUCAGAGAACACAUAGCCAACAAACGGAUGCUACAACAGUCGAAUUUAAAUGUUAGAAACAAACAGAGAAAUAGAGAAGCGACAUUCGGAGAACAGAUAAUUGAGGUAAGCAAAGUGAAAAAUGGAUGUAAGUGUACAGCAGCCAAGGUGUAAUGUUCCAUUUUAGCAGAAGAAGAAGAAAAAAACGCUACAGUAAAAGGAAAAACAAGAGAGAGAUAACAGAAAGAAAAAAGAAAGAAAGAUGGGAGAUAAUACAACUAUUUUAACGCAAGGAUGGCGAAAACUGAAUACAAUAUUAAACCGAAACUCUUUCUCCACUUAAACACGCAAACAUGAAAAUAAAAGGGCCGUACGAUUUGAACCAUUUGAUCGCCACCCUCCAUCAUCAUGAUCAUCACCUAAGAAAGCAUCCAAACUAUAGCAACAACGCAUAUAAAUAAAUAUAUUUUCACAAUUUCCCAUGUGCUGAUGGAUGUGUAUGUGGAAUGCAAACACCGUUUUUUCUUCAGUUUGGGAAAAUUGUUCUCGCUUCGCUAAAAAAAAAGCCCUCGUGUAAUUCCUGUACAUUAAAUAGUCCUACGGCAGGAUGCCUGAACAGAUCAAAAUUAAAUGCAAAUUUUAUCGCACCAACCUAGUUCACAUACCCAACAGCAUCAACACAAAAAAAUGUCACUUAUUAAACCUCAAAUAUAAGGGGGGAAAAUAGUCAAAACGAAGAAGUUGUAAAUAGAGUGCAGUGCAGCACAGAACAGAACAGAGUGUACAAUGGAACAAUGUAACGAUAGUAAUGCAUGAACUUGUCCAACAAAUCAAACGCAUGCAGCUUGAUUUGCCCCUAUGCAGAUGAAAGUGGUGUAAAAAUGCAGCCUGAUGUGAAGUAAGAUUUUAAAAGCCCUCCUUUACUCUCGCCACCCACCAAACCCCCCCAUUAAAGGACACAA